ACCCUCCUCCAGCCCAUCCCUGGUGGAGCUGGGCUGGGCAGGGCUGGCGCUGCGCGUCGCGGGGCUCCUUCCCAGCUGAGCCCGCGCGGUCAAUCGGGCACCCGAGCCCGGCGCGCGGGGUUAGGGAGGGCCGGGCGCUUUUGUGCUUUCGCCCCUCGAUCGUUCGCUUGCCCGCCCGCCCGCCUGCCCGCCUCUCCCUUUCCCGUCCUUCCUCCGGGGGCGGCGUAUUUGUGUGCACGGGUCGCGAACAAAGACCCCCGGGCGCACCCGGCGCGGCAGAGAAGGGCGCGGGGCGAGUGAGAAGAUCGCCUUCCCGGGAAUCGACUAUGGCGGAUCGCAGUCUGGAGAGCCUCUCUCUGCCGCUGGAGGUGAGAGCGCGGCUGGCCGAGCUGGAGCUGGAAUUGUCGGAAGGUGACAUCACACAGAAGGGCUAUGAAAAGAAGAGAUCAAAAUUAAUUGGGGCUUACUUGCCACAACCUCCAGCGGCGAAUGGAGCUGCCGCGGUACGGUGUAGACUGCAGCACAGUGAAGGGCCCGCAAGAAGGAUGCACCGCACUAGCAACAUUGGGGUCUGUGACAUCCGGGAAGCAGCAGCUAGAGAGCGCACAGCACCGCACAGCACAGCAGCAAACCGUCCCCUCUUUUACUUUCGUUUUGGAGUGGAUCAAGCACUGCCACAAGAACGCCGAACACCAGUAACUCCAUCCUCCUCCUCUCGAUAUCAUCGCCGUAGAUCCUCAGGGUCACGAGAUGAGCGCUAUCGAUCAGAUGUCCAUACAGAAGCAGUCCAAGCAGCGCUGGCAAAACAUAAAGAACGGAAAAUGGCAGUACCUAUGCCAUCCAAGAGACGUUCACUGGUGGUGCAAACAUCAAUGGAUGCCUAUACCCCUCCAGAUACAUCCUCUGGCUCUGAAGAUGAAGGUUCCGUGCAGGGCGAUUCCCAGGGAACACCAACCUCAAGCCAAGGGAGUAUAAAUAUGGAGCAUUGGAUCAGCCAAGCCAUCCAUGGUUCAACCACCUCUACCACUUCUUCAUCCUCAACCCAAAGUGGUGGCAGUGGGGCUGCACAUAGGCUAGCUGAUGUUAUGUCACAAACUCAUAUAGAAAAUCAUUCUGCCCCUCCAGAUGUUACUACUUACACCUCCGAACACUCAAUACAAGUGGAAAGACCACAGGGUUCAACAUCAAGAGCGGCUCCAAAAUAUGGAAAUGCUGAACUUAUGGAAACUGGUGAUGGAGUUCCAGUAAGCAGCAGAGUAUCUGCCAAAAUCCAGCAGCUAGUCAAUACUCUGAAACGACCCAAGCGUCCACCACUGCGAGAGUUCUUCGUGGAUGAUUUCGAAGAAUUACUGGAAGUUCAACAACCAGAUCCAAACCAACCAAAGCCAGAAGGAGCUCAGAUGUUGGCGAUGCGUGGGGAGCAGCUGGGCGUGGUUACGAAUUGGCCACCUUCACUUGAAGCUGCAUUGCAACGAUGGGGAACAAUUUCUCCCAAAGCUCCUUGUUUGACCACUAUGGAUACCAAUGGAAAACCACUAUAUAUUCUCACUUACGGUAAACUUUGGACUCGUAGUAUGAAAGUUGCUUAUAACAUACUGCACAAAUUGGGCACCAAACAGGAACCGAUGGUGCGGCCAGGGGACAGGGUAGCCCUUGUUUUUCCCAACAAUGAUCCUGCAGCUUUUAUGGUAGCCUUUUAUGGCUGCCUUCUUGCAGAAGUUGUUCCUGUUCCUAUUGAAGUUCCACUAACCAGAAAGGGUACUCCUCCUUCUGUCUGGAUUUUCAUAGAAGCCAAACCAAAUGAGAGCUCAUUUCUGAAGACUUUUCUUGCAAAAGAUGCAGGUAGCCAACAGAUCGGCUUCUUGCUUGGAAGCUGUGGUGUCACUGUAGCCUUGACUAGUGAUGCAUGCCAUAAAGGGCUACCUAAAAGUCCUACAGGGGAGAUACCCCAAUUUAAAGGCUGGCCAAAGCUGCUGUGGUUUGUGACAGAAUCAAAACACCUUUCGAAACCUCCUCGAGACUGGUUCCCCCACAUCAAAGAUGCAAACAAUGACACAGCUUACAUUGAGUACAAAACCUGCAAAGAUGGAAGUGUUCUAGGAGUGACGGUGACAAGGAUUGCAUUGCUAACUCAUUGUCAAGCACUCACCCAAGCUUGUGGAUACACAGAAGCUGAAACAAUUGUGAAUGUUCUGGAUUUCAAAAAAGAUGUGGGUUUAUGGCAUGGCAUCCUUACAAGUGUUAUGAACAUGAUGCAUGUGAUAAGCAUCCCGUAUUCCUUAAUGAAAGUGAACCCACUUUCAUGGAUACAGAAAGUGUGCCAGUACAAAGCAAAAGUAGCCUGUGUAAAAUCCAGGGAUAUGCACUGGGCAUUAGUAGCACACAGAGAUCAACGUGAUAUCAACCUCUCUUCACUUAGAAUGUUGAUAGUGGCUGAUGGCGCCAAUCCAUGGUCUAUUUCUUCGUGUGAUGCAUUUCUAAAUGUCUUCCAAAGUAAAGGCCUAAGACAAGAAGUCAUCUGUCCUUGUGCUAGUUCACCAGAGGCUCUAACGGUGGCUAUUAGAAGACCAACAGAUGACAGCAACCAACCACCUGGAAGGGGAGUACUAUCAAUGCACGGGCUUACUUAUGGAGUAAUCAGAGUGGAUUCAGAAGAAAAGCUUUCUGUUCUAACAGUGCAAGAUGUUGGUUUGGUGAUGCCUGGAGCCAUAAUGUGUGCUGUCAAACCAGAUGGAGUUCCUCAACUCUGCCGAACAGAUGAAGUUGGUGAACUCUGUGUAUGUGCUAUUGCUACAGGUACAUCUUAUUAUGGACUCUCUGGAAUGACCAAAAAUACAUUUGAGGUGUUCCCAAUGACUACUUCAGGUGCCCCUAUAAGCGAAUAUCCCUUUAUAAGAACUGGACUUCUUGGGUUCAUUGGCCCUGGAGGGCUUGUUUUUGUGGUUGGUAAAAUGGAUGGUCUGAUGGUUGUCAGUGGGAGGAGACACAAUGCAGAUGACAUUGUAGCUACAGCAUUGGCAGUGGAGCCAAUGAAGUUUGUCUACAGGGGAAGGAUAGCAGUAUUUUCAGUGAGUGUCCUUCAUGAUGAACGAAUAGUCAUUGUGGCUGAGCAGAGACCGGAUUCUACCGAAGAAGACAGCUUUCAGUGGAUGAGCAGAGUCCUGCAGGCUAUAGACAGUAUUCAUCAAGUAGGAGUUUACUGCCUAGCCUUGGUACCAGCAAACACACUCCCAAAGACUCCGCUUGGUGGAAUCCACUUAUCAGAAACAAAACAGCUCUUCCUUGAAGGAGCAUUGCAUCCCUGUAAUGUACUGAUGUGUCCACACACCUGUGUAACAAAUCUGCCUAAACCAAGACAGAAACAACCAGAAAUUGGUCCUGCCUCUGUGAUGGUGGGGAAUCUGGUCUCUGGAAAAAGGAUUGCACAGGCAAGCGGCAGAGAUUUGGGACAAAUAGAAGAUAAUGAUCAAGCUAGAAAGUUCUUAUUCCUCUCAGAAGUCUUACAGUGGAGGGCACAGACAACUCCUGACCAUGUGCUUUAUACUCUACUAAACUGUAGGGGGACAAUAGCAAAUUCUCUCACCUGUGUCCAGCUACAUAAGCGAGCUGAAAAGAUAGCAGUAAUGUUGAUGGAAAGGGGUCAUUUGCAAGAUGGUGAUCAUGUUGCUUUAGUCUACCCACCAGGCAUAGAUCUGAUUGCUGCAUUUUAUGGAUGUUUAUAUGCUGGCUGUGUGCCAAUAACAGUUCGGCCUCCCCAUCCACAAAACAUUGCAACAACCUUACCCACAGUGAAGAUGAUUGUGGAGGUGAGUCGCUCUGCUUGUUUAAUGACAACACAAUUAAUUUGUAAAUUAUUACGGUCUCGGGAGGCGGCGGCAGCAGUGGAUGUCAGAACGUGGCCACCUAUAUUAGACACAGACGAUUUGCCAAAGAAACGGCCUCCUCAGAUCUUCAAACCUUCGAAUCCUGACAUGCUAGCUUAUCUCGAUUUCAGUGUAUCUACAACUGGAAUGUUAGCAGGGGUGAAGAUGUCUCAUGCAGCCACUAGUGCCUUCUGUCGUUCUAUUAAGCUGCAGUGUGAACUUUAUCCUUCUAGAGAAGUUGCAAUUUGUUUGGAUCCCUAUUGUGGACUGGGGUUUGUCCUUUGGUGCCUCUGUAGCGUUUAUUCAGGACACCAGUCUAUUUUAAUUCCUCCCUCAGAAUUGGAAACUACACCUGCUCUAUGGCUUCUGGCUGUGAGCCAGUACAAAGUAAGAGAUACCUUUUGUUCCUACUCGGUUAUGGAGCUUUGCACCAAGGGCCUUGGUUCACAAACAGAAUCUUUGAAGGCAAGGGGACUGGACUUGUCAAGGGUGCGGACAUGUGUGGUUGUGGCAGAAGAACGACCCCGAAUAGCUCUGACACAAUCUUUUUCAAAGCUUUUUAAAGAUCUGGGCCUCCAUCCCAGGGCUGUCAGCACAUCCUUUGGCUGCAGAGUUAACUUGGCUAUAUGUUUGCAGGGAACAUCUGGGCCAGACCCAACCACUGUGUAUGUUGACAUGAGGGCUCUCAGACAUGACAGAGUGCGUUUAGUAGAAAGAGGAUCUCCCCAUAGUUUGCCUCUCAUGGAAUCAGGAAAGAUCCUCCCCGGCGUUCGUAUCAUUAUUGCUAAUCCAGAAACAAAGGGUCCCCUUGGUGACUCUCAUCUUGGAGAGAUAUGGGUUCACAGUGCCCACAAUGCCAGCGGAUAUUUUACAAUCUAUGGUGAUGAAUCCCUACAAUCAGAUCAUUUUAACUCAAGACUGAGUUUUGGAGACACACAAACUAUCUGGGCACGGACUGGCUACCUGGGAUUCUUGAGGAGAACAGAACUUACAGAUGCAAAUGGGGAACGACACGAUGCACUUUACGUAGUAGGUGCAUUAGAUGAAGCCAUGGAACUGCGAGGAAUGCGGUAUCAUCCCAUAGAUAUAGAGACAUCAGUAAUUAGAGCACACAAAAGCAUUACGGAAUGUGCGGUGUUUACCUGGACAAAUUUGUUGGUUGUUGUCGUUGAACUGGAUGGAUCAGAGCAAGAAGCCUUAGACCUUGUUCCUUUGGUCACCAAUGUGGUCCUGGAGGAACACUAUCUGAUUGUUGGGGUCGUGGUGGUAGUGGACGUUGGAGUCAUCCCUAUCAACUCCCGUGGAGAAAAGCAGCGAAUGCACCUACGAGAUGGAUUUUUGGCAGACCAGUUAGAUCCGAUCUAUGUGGCCUAUAAUAUGUAGUCUUAUAUCUUUAAGGUUUCCCAUGGACUGGACUCUAGAUGUAUAAAACACUUUUUUUAUGUACACUAAACAAUGUACAAGUAACGGUCUUCAGAAUGGAACUCUUUCUCUUAGGAUUUAUUGAAGUACCCAUUAUUGGCAGGACAUAAAAAUGUGAAAUGUGUUUCUUUUACCACUACAUUUUAGCACAGAAGGACUUUGGGGUACUGCCUUCGGUUUGUUGGAAAGCCCAUUACUAGACUUUUUAAAAUAAGAUUAUUUUUUGCUUAUUGGGAUGAAUACUGCUUUCUAAGUAAUAGGCUUUGUAUCUUACGUUAAACUGAAUAGCUUUUUUUUUUUUUAAAUCUGCCCCCACCUAGCCAUUCACCCACACAUGGAUAUUUUUGAACAGCUCAUAAUAUGACUGAAUUGUUUUGGUUUGCUUCUUUUUAAAAAUGCCUGUAUAAAAUCAAACUUUUCUCAUUUA
Molecule: messenger RNA, 5712 nt
Organism: Thamnophis sirtalis
Lineage: Eukaryota; Metazoa; Chordata; Lepidosauria; Squamata; Natricidae
Gene: DIP2C
Product: DIP2 acetate--CoA ligase C (putative)
Source: RefSeq, a predicted model, not a curated record